Messenger RNA from Clonostachys solani, 564 nucleotides. The record is from the annotation of a GenBank genome assembly. NCBI's taxonomy places the organism in Eukaryota, Fungi, Ascomycota, Sordariomycetes, Hypocreales, Bionectriaceae.
AUGGCUUCCACCAAGUCAAGUCUUCAAGCACGAUGCUGGGAGAAAGGACAGUUUCUUAUUUCUACCGACCCCAAACUGUUCCCUAUACAGCAGCUCAUACAGGUGUUCGAGUCCAGUGACUUUUACUGGGCGAAAUCACUGUCACCUCGAGUCAUGCAGGAGACGCUUGACAACUCCCUAUCUUUUGGCCUGUACAAGCGACCUCAGUCUACAUCCACCUCCGAGGCAACCGACUCGACAUCAGGGUUGGCGUUCAUCGGCAUAGCCCGCUGCGUUACCGACUUUAUCACGUUCGUGUAUCUCACGGAUGUAUGGGUUGAACCGACACAACAAGGAAAAGGGUUGGGAACCUGGUUAGUGCAGUGCGUGCAGGAGGUCCUUGUGGAAAUGCCGGACCUGAGGCGCAGCAUGUUAUUCACAGCGGAUUGGAAAAGAUCUGUCCCAUUCUAUCAGAAACUCAUGAACAUGGAAUUGAUUGAAUCAAAGCGAGGUGAAGGGCUAGCGGUCAUGGAAAGCAAGGGUAGAGGCCACCCAAGCUACGGUCGGGAAGGGACCGGUUAUUGA